Branchiostoma belcheri (Belcher's lancelet) is the source of this 892-nucleotide messenger RNA. RefSeq lists its product as uncharacterized. NCBI's taxonomy places the organism in Eukaryota, Metazoa, Chordata, Leptocardii, Amphioxiformes, Branchiostomatidae. Gene Ontology annotation, molecular function: enzyme activator activity; lipid carrier activity. The record is from RefSeq and is a predicted model, not a curated record. Bases 32 to 757 code for a protein of 241 amino acids. The transcript is spliced from 5 exons. Gene Ontology annotation, cellular component: cytoplasmic side of plasma membrane. Gene Ontology annotation, biological process: ganglioside catabolic process; lipid transport.
UGUUUUGUAGCCGGGACACUGUGAGGACACCAUGCUGAUAUUCCUCCUCUCCACGCUGGCCCUUGUGGGGGCACAGCACAACCACUUUGACGAGCACUACAACUUCGGACAUCUACAUCAGCCGAUCGAACAGACCAUUGUCUUCGACUGCGGGAGUAACCCCAACCGCGCCAUUCAGAACCCAAAGUUCACGUUCAACAGAAAUGACCUGGAACUACCUGGUACUUUUAUCAUCCAGGACUUCGAGAUUGAAAUCACGAAGCCGAUCCCCCGGCCGCUGUACGGCAGGGUGGAGGCGUGGCGGACCAUCUGGCUCCUGGGCGGGGCGGGCAGCACCAUCCAGAUCGGGUGUUUCGGGCUCACCAGCUCCAGUACGGUAGGACUGGAUAGCGUGGGAACAUGCAACUAUGGGGACCUCUGCGGGAUUCUGGACCUGAACACUCCCAUUAACGACACCACCGGCCAGCCCACCUGCUUCAAUGAGGCUAUGAACCUGGGCAUCCCGGAGGACCAGUGCACGUGUGAGGGCAUCAUCGCCCCCAAGAUCUACUCCAUCCCCAACUGGAACAACGAAGUGGACCUGACCGACCUGGAGCCUGGACUCCUCACUUUCCUCGCAGAGGGUGACUAUGAACUGAAGUUGAUCGCCGAGGACGAUCAAGGUAAUGAGGAGGCGUGUAUCGGGGUCCUGGUGUCGGUUAAAGAGUGGGAGGACCCUAACGCCACUGGCGGAUGGCUUUUCGGCAAGAGGCGCUAAACCUACCACUGACGUAACACAGGUUUCAUGACGUCAUUAGGUUACGUCAUCAAAUGACGCGCAGGAAAUGACGCGUAGGAGUCAAUAACAACUUGACUGAGAAAUGACUAAUAAAAACAGAGUUAUGAACCAUAU